AGCACCUGCGGAUCUGCCCCCAGGGCUACACCUGCUGCACCAGCGAGAUGGAGGAGAACCUGGCCAACCGCAGCCGGGCCGAGCUGGAGGCCGCCCUCCUGGACAGUGGCCGCGCCCUGCAGACCACGCUUGCCACCCAGCUGCGGGGCUUCGACGGUGAGUGGGCUCGGGGACUGCAGGGCACUGGUGGGGGGAGCUGGGCACUUGGGGACCUCUCCCUGGUGCCCCUGGGCCUGGAGUGCUCGCGGGCUGUCAUGAAGCUGGUCUACUGCGCCCACUGCUUGGGCGUGCCCGGUGCCCGGCCCUGUCCCGACUACUGCCGCAACGUGCUGAAGGGCUGCCUGGCCAACCAGGCCGACCUGGACGCCGAGUGGAGGAACCUUCUGGACUCCAUGGUGCUCAUCACGGACAAGUUCUGGGGCCCAGCGGGCGCGGAGGGCAUCAUGGGCAGCGUGCACCUGUGGCUGGCAGAGGCCAUCAGUGCCCUCCAGGACAACAGGGACACGCUCACGGCCAAGGUCAUCCAGGGCUGCGGGAACCCCAAGGUGAACCCCCAGGGCUCCGGGCCUGAGGAGAGGCGGCGCCGGGGCAAGCUGGCGCUGCCAGAGAGGCCGCCCACAGGCGCGCUGGAGAAGCUGGUCUCUGAGGCCAAGGCCCAGCUCCGAGAUGCCCAGGACUUCUGGAUCAGCCUCCCGGGGACACUGUGCAGUGAGAAGCUGGCCAUGAGCACGGCCAGUGAUGACCGCUGCUGGAAUGGCAUGGCCAAGGGCCGGUACCUCCCCGAGGUGAUGGGCGACGGCCUGGCCAACCAGAUCAACAACCCCGAGGUGGAGGUCGAUAUCACCAAGCCCGACAUGACCAUCCGCCAGCAGAUCAUGCAGCUGAAGAUCAUGACCAACCGUCUGCGCAGCGCCUACAACGGCAACGACGUGGACUUCCAGGACGCCAGUGACGAUGGCAGUGGCUCAGGCAGCGGCGACGGCUGCCCAGACGACGUCUGCGGCCGGAGGGUCGGCAAGAAGAAUUCCAGCUCCCGGACCACCCUGACCCACGCCCUUCCCGGCCUGUCGGAGCAGGAGGGCCAGAAGACCUCGGCCGCGGGCUGCCCCCAGCCUUGCCCAUCCCUCCUGCUCCUCCCCGCCCUCACCCUGCUCCUCUCAGCAGCCAGGCCCCGGUGGCGGUAACUGCCCCGGCCCCAGGGACCGAGGCCAAGGACUGACUUUGCCAAAACUCGAAACAGACAAUAUUUAACUCUCGGCCUAGAGGCCCCGGGGCGGGACAGGAAGGGACAGCAAGGGACCGCAGCUCUGUGCCUGUCCUGGGGCGGGGCAAGUGGCGCUGGCCCCCUAGGCUGCCCUGCUUUCAGUUUUGUAUGAGGCCCUCAGGUCAGCCGGGAGCAAUGCCCCCAAAAGCCAUGCAUUUCAGGGACCUCGGGCAUGCGGUGGCCGUCUCUCCUCACGGCAGCGGCCCCGAGGCCUGUGAGGAAGCAGCCCUGAGCACGGUCCCGCUGGAGCGUGUGUGCGAGCCUGUGCCUUCCCCUCCCGCCUCCCCCGCUGAGCACUCAGGGCUCCAGGUGUCAGAAAGCAGGGCCACCCCUCAGUGCCCAAGAGCCCCCGAGGGGGCAUCAGGGCUCCCGCCGUCAGGGGUCUUGCACGGCCUCUGAGAUUCCGCACGGACCCUGGCCCCCCGGGCCCCCCAGCAUCAGGGCGAGUCUGGCUGGCGAGGCUGGCCCUAGGAAGGCACCGUCGCUUACGGGUCUGUCCAGAUGUCAUCCUCACCAGAGAGCAGCUGUGGGGCUGCUUGGACGCACAGCCACGUCACCUCUGGGCUCUGUUCUCAGCUGCGUCUCGGUGGCACUGGGCCGUGGUCCUGGCCGUCCUCCCGGGGCCGGC
Vicugna pacos (alpaca) is the source of this 1892-nucleotide messenger RNA. NCBI's taxonomy places the organism in Eukaryota, Metazoa, Chordata, Mammalia, Artiodactyla, Camelidae. The record is from RefSeq and is a predicted model, not a curated record.